AUGGUAAAGACAACUACCACUACAAGCAGCACCACCAACAACGGUUCGACCAAGAAAAAGUCCUUGUUUGGCAAAAUCUUCAAAAAGAAUAAAUCGAAAAAGACAGAAGAUGUAGAACGCAAGGUCGAAAUCGUCAUUGAACAAGUGGAGGAACAAGUCAUUGAAGAAUCUCGUGAUGCCGAUGGACACGAUGAUCAUAUGAUUGCAAGAGAUCCUUCCGCCGCCAUGGAAGAAGAAGCGGCCAACCCGGAUCAACCACAAGAACAAGAAGAAGAACGACAAGAACAAGAAGAAGAAACCCGUGACGGCGCAGACAUUAUUGCCGAUUUGGAAACCGCCUCCAUGAUGGCUCAUCAGCAACAAGCUCCUUCUUCUUCCAACAACAACAGCCAAGGAUGGAUGGGAGGCUGGUUGGAGAACAUGACCAACAUAUGUGGUCCUCCAGUCGACCAAGGACUACCUACUAUUUUGAGUGGAGAAGAAAUGGACAUGGACAUGAUCACCAACGAAGAGUCCGUAUCCGUCAUGUCGCCCACUAGUACUGUCGUCAGUGAGGCGCCAUUGAGUCCAACCAUCAUUGUCACCAUCCAAGAAGAAGAGGAGCAAGAAGAAGAAACAGAAGAAAUCCAAAAGACUGAGGAACCCGCAAAGCAGAUCAAGAAAGAAGGACCAGCACCCAAGAAGGUGAAUGCCAAAGCCAUGUCGGCCGAGGUACCACAAGAAGAACGACCUGUCGACCGACCAGUUCGCAUGGACGCUCCUACCACUCCCAAAACCCCAGUGUCGAGCCCUAGAAAGACCAAGUUGGAACCCGAAGAAGACUUGCCGACACCACCACCACCAGCGAAGGAGCAACCCAAAGAAACCCCCAAACAAGAGAAUGACGACAAUACCUUGGUAGUCACUCCCGAAAAGGAUGACAUGGUCCAAGGAUUGGCCGAACCAAUUGGUACCAAGGUCGAUCUUUUUGCCAGUUUGACGGCAUGCUGCAAUCCCAUGGCGGUGCCUUCCAUGGAUGAAACAGACAUGGGAGCAGUCCACAAGGAGCAAACACCAGAAAAAGAAGAACCUAAAUUCGAAACUAACGAGACGCGCAAGGAUCCGGAUGGCGACAAGGGAGAUGACUCCAAGAGUGUGGCCCAAGACUCACAGAGUGUGGUGGCAGAAGAAGAAAACAAGGAAGAAGCGACUACUCCAUUAGUACCCAUCACUCCUGUCAUUGAGACACCCGCAACAGAAGAGGCCGCACCAGAAGAAGAAGAAGACCGCAUCGUUGGUUCCAUUUUCAAAGAAAAGAAAAACACCAAGAUGGGUUUGUCUUUGAAGAAUUCAACCAUGUACCAAGGUGUCUUUAUCGCCAAAAUCAAGCCUGGAUCCAUGUUUUCCAAAACGAAGCUACGAGAAGGCAUGCAAGUGUCAGAGAUUCAAGGGAAGCCAUGUCCCGUAGCUCUGGAAGAGGCAGUGAACAUGCUGCGACAUGCGGUCGGGGAAUUGGUAAUUGUGGCACACAAACCAAAGUGCGAAAUCUAA
Cylindrotheca closterium is the source of this 1530-nucleotide messenger RNA. The record is from the annotation of a GenBank genome assembly. Lineage: Eukaryota; Bacillariophyta; Bacillariophyceae; Bacillariales; Bacillariaceae.